UGCUGAUUGAUAUUUAUCGAACUAUGAAUGGACCCACCUCAUCAAACCGUCUUUCCGAUUAAUGGUUUUCUAUAUAAGCCAUUCUCCUCCGCCGCAUUAACCGCCUCACGUAUUUUCAACCUGCAUUACUGAAAACCAAGAAAGGGAGACGAAUUUAGGGGGGAAAAGGAGUUUAGUUUGUUAAUUUGUUGUUGGUGGUGAUUAGAAUUUGAGGAAAUUAGAAGAUGGGGUCGAAACAAGGAUCUCCGUCUUAUUAUGAUGUUCUUGGCAUUUCUAUGGACUCCUCCGACGAUCAGAUCCGACGUGCUUAUCGGAAGCUUGCUAUGGUAAUGCAAUGGCAUCCUGAUAAGUGGACGAAGAAUCCAUCGCUUUUAGGGAAAGCUAAACGUAAAUUUCAACAAAUUCAGGAAGCUUAUUCAGUUUUAUCAAAUCAGAAGAAGAGAUCAAUGUACGAUGCUGGAUUUUAUGAUCCUCAAGAUGAAGAAGACGAGGGUUUUGCUGAUUUUCUGCAAGAGAUGUCAUCUUUAAUGGAAAACGUAAAGAAAGAGGAGAAAAGCUACAGUUUUGGGGAACUACAAAGCAUGUUCAAGGAGAUGGAGCAAAGUUUCAACCAUUUAGACUCUUUCGGUUUUGAUUAUAGCGUUGAAUACAAAGAACCAGUUUGGUCUCAUGAAGUGUUAACUUCGGAUGAUGAUUCAAGAAGUUCAAAGAGAGCAAAAGCUGACAUAAACCCAGUGCCAAAAUUUCAUCAAUCGGGCAUUAGUAUACAAGAGACCCAAGUGUGUAUAGAAUAAAACCGAGUUGAUCAUGGCAAUGAACGAACCUUUGAUGAUGGUUGGCUAUUGAGAAAAAGAAUGGCAUGUGGAUGGAGAAGAGAACAAACGCUUGGCCAUGGAGCUUCAUCCAUGUAAAUGGUGUCGAUGUGUUUUCUUGAACAUGUAAAGUUGUAUGUUCAUGGCAAAAUAUGAGUUUUGUUGCGAAGAUUGUGAUGUAAAAACUUUUACUAGUUCAAGAAAUUAAUCGGGUUUUCGGUGAA
Molecule: messenger RNA, 1036 nt
Organism: Lactuca sativa (garden lettuce)
Lineage: Eukaryota; Viridiplantae; Streptophyta; Magnoliopsida; Asterales; Asteraceae
Source: RefSeq, a predicted model, not a curated record